Molecule: messenger RNA, 342 nt
Organism: Fulvia fulva
Lineage: Eukaryota; Fungi; Ascomycota; Dothideomycetes; Mycosphaerellales; Mycosphaerellaceae
Exons: 2
Coding region: 1-342 (113 amino acids)
Source: RefSeq, a predicted model, not a curated record
AUGACUGGAUUCGACGAUCGUGACUUCGCAACCGACCCUGCUCCAGCACAGGCUGCUGAGACUGGCGAUUUGACCAAGACCAAGACAAACGAGAGCGAAGGUGGUGUCGGCGGCCUUGGCCGCGGUCUCAGCGCAGCAGAGGGUAGAUCCAGCUAUGGCGCAGUCGAGGUCCCAGCAUCGCGUCCUAGCGUAGCUGAUGCAUCCCCAUAUAUGCAUCAACUCUCUCUUUCACCUUCACAGCGUGACCGACGCGGCUCGAGGAACUCCUUCGGCGCAGCACUCCCCAUUCCACGAUCGAAGCGCCAGUCGCGCCUUUCUUCCGUCCACCACGCAGAUGGCUGA